GCCGUGGGGCUGCGGCGGCGCUGCCUGGCGGGUGCGCAAGGAGCCGGCGCGGAGCCGGCGGGCGGGCGGACGGUAGCGCGGGCGCGGCACCUGUGGGCCGGAGGGUCUGGCUGCCGCAGCGCCGGGCUGCCCCGACUCCGAGCUGCUGCUGAGAUGAGUGCAGUGUCGCAGCCCCAGGCUACUCCCAGCCCGCUGGAGAAGUCGCCCAGCACGGCGAUCCUGUGCAACACGUGUGGAAAUGUGUGCAAGGGCGAGGUGCUGCGGGUUCAGGACAAGUACUUCCACAUCAAGUGCUUCGUCUGCAAAGCAUGCGGCUGCGACCUGGCCGAGGGCGGCUUCUUUGUGCGGCAGGGCGAGUACAUCUGCACGCUGGACUACCAGAGGCUCUACGGCACCCGCUGCUUCAGCUGUGACCAGUUCAUCGAGGGUGAGGUGGUGUCGGCGCUGGGCAAGACCUACCACCCCGACUGCUUUGUGUGCGCCGUCUGCCGGUGAGUGAGCGGGCACCUGGCCUCUGCCGCCCCGGCCUCUCCCGGCCUUUCUCCUUCCCUCCCUCCCUUGCCUUCAUCCUCCUGCUCCCUCCCGUGAUCUGCCCUCUGCAUCCUGCAGCGAGGCUGUCCCAGGGCCCACAGUCUGCACCCUUCUGUCGCGGUGUGUCCAGAGGCCUCCUCACAGGGAGCUCUGUGA
Molecule: messenger RNA, 687 nt
Organism: Piliocolobus tephrosceles (Ugandan red Colobus)
Lineage: Eukaryota; Metazoa; Chordata; Mammalia; Primates; Cercopithecidae
Product: actin-binding LIM protein 2-like
Exons: 3
Coding region: 154-495 (113 amino acids)
Biological process (GO): lamellipodium assembly
Cellular component (GO): actin cytoskeleton
Molecular function (GO): actin filament binding
Source: RefSeq, a predicted model, not a curated record